UAAUUGUUCGGGUGCCAUCUUUUGUAAAGUGAAGUGGUGAUAAAACGAUGGACUUACGUCCUACCAAAGUUUGAAACGUUUGUGUUUUCUAAAUUAAUAAUGGAUAUGACGAUGUAUCUGACGGCCCCCUUACAUAUUGAUAAAAUUUGUAGGGCCUGUUUAUCAGAAAAAGGAGAUAUGAGACCCUUAUUUGGAGCAUGUUUAGAUGAAAUGUUAAAUACUUUUGCAUCUCUCCAGGUAGCAGAAAAUGAUGGCUUUCCUCAUCUUAUGUGUGUGCAAUGUGUCCUACAAUGUAGCAGAGCUUACACUUUCAAACAGCAGUGUGAGAAGUCAGAUAAUAUUCUACGACAAUAUCUAUCACCAGACUUUCAGAAACAACUAUCAGACACACUUGCCGAGAAACAGAGGGAACAAGUUAAACAAGAAUUACAAGAACAGCUGCAGUUUUCUGAACAUCUAGGUACUGUUAUUAUUGAGGAAGAUAUUCCAGAGUUCGUUACAUAUACUGAUGACGACCAAGUAGUGGUGAAAGAGGGUUUAUAUACAAUCGAAACCACAACAGUAUCAGAAGCAACAACUGAAGAAUUAAGCGAGGGUAUUGUUUUACAGCUUGAAGAGAAACAACCAGAAGAUACUAGCAAUAAACAAAAAUAUUCUUGUAAAAAAUGUGAUCAAUCGUUUCCAUUAAAAGUUGAUCUAAAGGUCCACAUGAUGACUCAUCCAAAAGACCUCGACUUCGAAUGUCACGUAUGCGAUAAAGCCUUUAGCGAAGCUAGAAUCCUAAAACGACAUCUAAAAAUUCAUUUAGAACAGAAACCGCAUCAGUGCGAUCAGUGUGAUAUGUCGUUCGCUGAGAGUUCCAACCUCACUAAACAUAAAAAGAAACAUACAGGAGAAUUAAGGAACAUCAAAGGGAAACCGCAUCUGUGUUCAGUCUGCGGCCGGGCGUUCAAAUGGGCUUCUAGUUUGUCAAAACACAUGAAAUACCAUACUGGACAUAAAUUGUUGUCGUGUGAAUAUUGUGGAAAACAAUAUGUUGAGGCCAGAAGCUUGAAAAUUCAUAUUAGAUCGCACACGGGAGAACGCCCGUACGUAUGUGAAGUUUGUGAAAAGGGCUUUACUCAAAUUUGCAACUUGGAAAAACAUCUCAGGGUCCAUACUGGAGAAAAGCCGUUUUCGUGCCCGAUUUGUAACAAAAGGUUCACUCAAUCGGGAUAUGUAGGAAUUCAUAUGCGAACUCAUACUGGUUCCCGUCCGUAUGUUUGUGGUACUUGCGGUAGAGCAUUUGCCGGUUCUAGUACACUGAAUAUCCACCAGCACGUUCAUACAGGAGAGAAACCUUACACUUGCCAAGUUUGCAAUAAAUCCUUUAGUCGACACGAAACUUUGAUUAUUCACACUAGAUCACACACUGGAGAAAAGCCACACGUUUGUGUGGUGUGCAAUAAAGGAUUCACUAGUUCUGGGUUGUUGUCUGGCCAUAUGAGGACUCAUACUGGAGAGAAACCCUAUGCUUGUGUGUGCUGUGAUAAAAAGUUUGCAAGUUCCAGCAGUCUAAAGGUUCACAUGAGGUCCCAUACUGGAGAUAAACCAUUCACUUGUAAAAUUUGCAAUAAAAGAUAUUCGCAGAGUAGUUCUCUACAGCAGCAUCUAGCGUCACAUAAAAAAGCAGAACUGAAAGUGGAAACGGUCCAUGUAACGCUACCGGAAUUAAUCACUGUGGAUAAUCAAACCAUUCAGGUACAAGCAAUAACAAAUAUAUAAAUAUAUCUAUAGAAACCGAAGUCGCGUGCCACAGAAGUGUAUGAUUGUAUAAGGAGUAACAGAAGAAAAUGUUAAUUGUUUUAUUUACAGUUUUAUGAGUUAUAUAUUACCAUUAGCCGUGUAAUUGUGUUCAUAAAAGUCUGAAGUCAAUAAGAGAAAUUAA
Molecule: messenger RNA, 1927 nt
Organism: Diabrotica balteata
Lineage: Eukaryota; Metazoa; Arthropoda; Insecta; Coleoptera; Chrysomelidae
Source: the annotation of a GenBank genome assembly